Molecule: messenger RNA, 936 nt
Organism: Wickerhamiella sorbophila
Lineage: Eukaryota; Fungi; Ascomycota; Dipodascomycetes; Dipodascales; Trichomonascaceae
Product: DNA repair protein rad14
Exons: 1
Coding region: 1-936 (311 amino acids)
Biological process (GO): base-excision repair; nucleotide-excision repair involved in interstrand cross-link repair; UV-damage excision repair
Cellular component (GO): nucleotide-excision repair factor 1 complex
Molecular function (GO): damaged DNA binding
Source: RefSeq, a predicted model, not a curated record
AUGUUAGUCAUGGUGCUAAGCACAGAGGAAAGAGCCGAAAGAAGGGCUAAAGCUCUACGGCGGCUAGAAGAGACCAAAAAACGGAUCGCACAGGGUGGAACUACUGCAAAAGACUCGUCGGUUGCCCACAUACUAAGCCCGAGGCAGGGACCGUCAGUACCCACUCCCAAUGUACCAUCGACCAGCGGGCAGCGUGGCGUACAAAAGUCAGCUGCAGAUAACCGCAGCGGUAAGAGAACCAGCGGUCUGCUGGCCAAGCCAUAUAUUGAGUACGAUCUGAGCACGAUGAAGGACAGUAACGGUGGAUUCAUUGUCAACGACACCGAAGAAGCAACCCAGGGGAAAGCUACCGACGAUUGGCUGGGGAAACUAAAAGAUCUGAACCCGCCGUAUGCGCUGGAUGACCCCAAAGCACCCCAAUGCUUCGAGUGUGGCACCAGAGAGCUUGAUUUUCGCUUCUACUACGUGUUUAACAAGUGCAGAGUGUGCAAGGAGUGCAGGAACAAGCUGCCAGAAAAGUACUCACUGCUCACGAAAACCGAAUGCAAAGCAGACUAUCUGUUGACGGAACCCGAACUCAAAGAUGCAGAGCUGCUGCCCCACCUGGAGCGUCCGAAUCCCUACAAAUCAACCUACUCGAACAUGAUGUUGUAUGUUCGCUACCAAGUGGAGGAGUUCUCAUUCAAGAAAUGGGGUGGACCAGAGGGUCUUGAUGCAGAGUACGAACGGCGGGUGUCGCAAGCUAAGAUCCGCAAACGAGUCAAGUUCGAAGCCCGCCUCAAAGAGAUCAGAAACAAGACCCGUGCUCAAACCAUCACCAAGACCAACUAUACUCCCCGUCACGUUCACGAAUGGGACGAAGGGACCCCAGAGCCUGACGGAACAACCACCAAACGCUGUGCUUGCGGCAUGACCAUGAACGAAAUUAGCAUCUAA